UCGCGUUGGUUGCUUCCUCACAGCACUUUUGCGUUUUCUUUCGUUGCGUUUGCGUGAUUUUCAAAUUGGAUUCGAAACAUUUCAGACAAUCCGUGAAAGUGUUAAAAACUAGUUCGUGGUUUGGCUGAGUAGAUAAGCUGCCAAUUUGCAUAAUUGAGUUACAUACUAAAACAUCGCCAACUGAAGUGUAUCUACUACUUGGAAGUGUGUUUGAUUGAAAAUAAUUAAUAAAUAUUUUUAAUUGAAGCUGAUGUACCAAAAUUGUGGAGUUUUUUAAAUUGUGAGCCAAUGCAAAAAUGGGGGGAACACCCAGUGCCAGAACCUGUUCUGAUAUCGUAUUCGAGCCAAGUGCUCUUGUGAGCCGUCGGCGUUUUUAAAAUAAAAUAACUGAAAAUUUCUAUCAAGUGGAAACUUCUAGAAUUGGAUCUACAGCUUCGUUUUGGUGUGCAAUGUGAGACUUUGAAUAAAACAGCGACAGCGGCAGGAUAUGAAAACAAGCAAAAAAAAAAUUCCUUCUGCUGUGAUCUAAGAAACCUUUAAACGCAGCGUGUUAGAAGACAAACUUAAUUUCCAUUGCACUCACGACCCGCACGCCCAUUAACGGUCUCACCAUUCCGCCCAUCUGGAUUAUGUGCAUAUCCGAGGUAGUCAAGCUGGACGACCUACCGCAAGAAGUCAAAUUAGCACAUCAGGAUGCCAUGCCUGAUCGUUCGGCCUCCUGCAUUGUGACCACCGGUGCUAGUGGCGGCACGAAUAGUCCCAUUUCGGAUGCGAAUAGCGAUGGUGAACUAGAUGAUUAUGCACCGAAACGUAAGCAGCGUCGCUAUCGCACUACAUUUACCAGCUUUCAAUUGGAGGAGUUGGAGAAGGCGUUUUCACGAACGCACUACCCGGAUGUCUUUACGAGGGAGGAACUAGCCAUGAAAAUUGGUCUAACUGAGGCGCGAAUACAGGUUUGGUUCCAGAAUCGUCGCGCCAAGUGGCGUAAACAGGAGAAGGUGGGUCCGCAAUCACAUCCAUGCAACCCAUAUCUGCCCAGUGGGCCGGGCGCCAUGCAAGCCGUUGACGGUCCGACAUUGCCGCCAAAUCCAUUCACACACCUGGGCUUCAAUUUGCGCAAACCAUUCGACGGUCCCGCCAAUUUCGCCGCCUUUCGCUAUCCGCACCUGUCGGCGGCACCAAUGUUGCCAUCUGGAUUUUACAACCAAUUUCAAAGAGCACCACCCCACCUCCUGCCCAGCAUGGCGAGCAUGUACUCUCCCACCACCUCCUUCCAAACGCUGCUGGCCAACAUGACCGCUGUGCCACGCCAUCCGCCGGUAUCUGCACAACUUAGCGUCGCCGCCGCCAAGUCACCUAUGCUCAUUUCAUCACCGGAGCUGCAUUCACCCAAUCACCUUAUGUCUUCGCCACCAAUUUCGCCGACUUCCAUGACAAUGCAGUCGAUGGCACCGCCGCCGCCACCCCCAGAGGCACACUCACAUGGGCCACCACCACCACAACAGCAGCCACAAUCGGCGCCUGUGAUCACAAUGCCGAUCAGCAUGCAUCAGGCUGGGCAACAGCCGCCGCCGCCGCCAUCAGCACCCACAAGUCACUCGCACUCGCCGCUCCAGCUGGCGCAUUCGCCACAACAUCAGCAGGCGUCGUCGUCAUCAGUGUCGGGGCCACGUACAGCCACACCGCCGGAAGAUCGUCGCACUUCGUCGAUUGCGGCAUUGCGGUUGAAGGCGCGCGAGCAUGAGCUCAAAUUGGAGCUGCUGCGUCAGAAUGGACAUGGCGAUCUGCUGAGCUAGUUGAUGCUGCAGUUGCUGUUUGCGGAGAGCUUUCGUGGCGAUUGCGCGUGGAAAGGAAAAGAAGAGAAAGUUAACAUAUCAUGAAAGGCAGCAAAAGGAAAGAACUAAGGAGAUGUAUUUAUUGUUUGGACCAGUGCAAAUUCUAAGCAAUUUCCAGUGCAACGGAAUGAAAAUGUAUUAAUAACAAAAAAUUCAGUUUUUAGUAUUUGACGAGUUUUAGGGUUGCAAGGAAUAGUUGACCACUUUGAUGUAUGUAGAAUAAAAAAAAUAAAAAAUUAUUUCUGUUAAAUAUUAUA
Rhagoletis pomonella (apple maggot) is the source of this 2092-nucleotide messenger RNA. RefSeq names its product homeobox protein aristaless-like. Gene Ontology annotation, biological process: regulation of transcription by RNA polymerase II. Bases 630 to 1796 code for a protein of 388 amino acids. The transcript is spliced from 5 exons. Lineage: Eukaryota; Metazoa; Arthropoda; Insecta; Diptera; Tephritidae. Gene Ontology annotation, molecular function: RNA polymerase II transcription regulatory region sequence-specific DNA binding; DNA-binding transcription factor activity, RNA polymerase II-specific. The record is from RefSeq and is a predicted model, not a curated record.